CAGAAUACAUUCCAUUAUGAUUCUUCCUUUUGGACGAACAAAGAGGCCUUUAACCUUGACGGGGGGAAGACUGGGUUUGACUCGCAGGAGACCAAGCUUCCCACAUACUGGAACACAUACUUCACCAAAAUCUGCCUCGGAAUGAGGGUUGCCAACCAGAUCAAGUUUAUUGUAAUCAACAAGAACGCCAGUUCCCUGCAUUCAUUGAUUGCUGAUGGACAAUACCGCAGUACUUCACUGGGUCGUGACACGUGGAAGUUGCUAAUAAGUCCUCUGGGCUCCUUGCAGGAAAAUUGCAACAGGGAAGGAUUUAAUGCCAGGAGUACGAGACAGUAUAAUAACAAAGAUAUGUCCAAAGCAAGAAUCGGUAUCCUUGGUAACAAUGAAAACGACUGCGGUCAAUGUCAAUCCAGAAUCGGAUUUGGUACAGGAGGGCUUCACGACAACACCAACACAUGUGGAAACGAGGCUACUUCUUCAGCGGCCGAUAAACACAUCAAGGCCAUGGGAUACAUCUUGGUGCAGUGAGAAUAAACAAAUCACGUAGGCAAUUAUGUUCGUAAAAUUGUUUCUAUACUGUGAUCGUAUUCUGUGAACAGCAUGAGAUUUUUUUUAAGUACACUAACCACAAAGCCAGUAGUAGUAAAUUUAGAAGUACGAAUGAAUUAUAUUAAUCUACAAAAACAGAGUUCACGCAGCAAGUAUUCAAAUACGACGACCGCUGGAUUCAAGUGCGUUGGGAAGUUGGGGGGGGGGGGUCCCACGUCUUGUAUGCCUUUCAAAUGGAUCUAGUUGUUAUGCAGGCUAUCUAGCAAAGAACGGAUCAGAGGCAUUAUCGUCAAAAAGCAGAAGGCGCAGUGUUUUCAACUUUUCAGCAUGCCGAUAUUUAGCCUGCAUCAUAACACAGGCACUUUAUGAGCCAAGCGAGGCAAACGCGGCAUUUUGCUCGAGGCGCGAGAAGAGGGGAGAAGAAAAAAUAAAGCGCUUGUAACCAGUCCAUUGCUCUGACUCUUCCGCUCACCUACGCCCACAAAUAUUGACUGACGGCAGUGAUGUCAAAAGGACCAAUGAAAACACGAUCCAAUACUCGAAAAUUGUCACCUUUCUGGGUACCAAAAACGCCGACAGCAGCAUAAACCCUAGGAAAUAAGAACUACGAGGGAAAAAAAUCACCUUCUAUAAUGCAAGACUCAGUACGUCAAAAAUAAAAUUUGCUCAGUCAAAGUUUAGUUUAUGUCCAAAAACCGCGGUGAGAAAUAUAGAUUGAAUACCCGUUUUUCAUACAAAUUCCAAGGUCACUUUUCAGAUUAUCACGAGCUUAUGAGUCGUGUUUGGCAUGUCAACACUUAAUUUCAAAAAGUUAGUAAGGCUUUUUCCAAACCCAGUUGGAAGCAUUCCAAGAACAUCUCUCCUCUUUAUAUAUGAAUAAAGCAUGUGGAAUACAUGGAGAUUCAUGGCCAUUGUGUGUUCCAGAUAUCGAUGUUGUGUCUUUUAUCUACGCUUUAAGGCAAACGUCCUUCACACACCUAGAAAGUUGAACAGGCCACUUUUCGCUAACUUCUGAUUUCUUUAAGGGUAUAUUUUCAUCGUUUGUCAUUUGUUUGAAUAAUUAAAUAGUAGAUUAAGAGAUAGAAUAGAGUAGAAUAAAAUAGAAUGAAGUAAGGAAAUAGCUUAUCUUUUGUCCCGCGAUACUCAUAGUCACUUUGUUAUUGAUCGCGAUGAUUCGAUCGCAUGCUGGAAGGUCUACAUCAGGCGACGGUAUCGAUUUACUGAGUGGGACUAUUAGUACCACCGUGGUUGCUAGCGACUGAUGUAUCACGAACCUCACUCUCACGGUUUGUAGUGGGUUUCGAUCUGAGGCUGUUGGUUGUAUCGUUAAAAUAUGACUUUAAGAGAGGUUGUCAGUGAAAACCAGGCAAAAUGUUAAACGGAAGGGGAAUAUACGUUUAUGGACUGCACAUUACUGGGAGUUUAUAUCAUAUUAACCAAUACAUACUUCACGCUUAUCUAAAAUAACUGCAGGGAUCAACUUCGUCCCUGGGGCGCUUUUCCCUGAUGUUAAAACAAGGAUAUAUUCGACGAUGGUAUUAAAGCCACCUCAUUAAUAUAAAAAUAGCGUUUGUUUCUGGUUUGCGUAUUGAAUUACGUUAUGACAGUCACAAUAUUUAGCAUCAUUUUUGAUUAAUUAUAACAUUUAGUUAUAUUUUAUGAAAUUAGCGAUAGUUGUUAAAGUAAUUCAGGCCUUUCACAAAUUAAAUAAAAACAAAACAUGAAUUUAAAUUGACCAAAUGAUAGAUGUUGUUUUUAGUAGUUAACUUGUAGUAUGUUGUGCUUUCUGAUUAUCCUUUUAUCACAUAUUUUCAAUUUUCCCAUUUAUUCUUAAUUGUUUUAUUGAAAUUUUACUUUUGAAGGGGGCCUCAGAAACCCCCUCAUUUGAUAAUGAUAGCAGAUGUUAAAAAGCCCGGUCUGAAUAAUUUCCCGUUUAAUCUUCGUCUUCAUCAUCAUGAUCUCGUUCCACAUGACCUGUGCCGUCCAUCUGAUGUAUUUGGUGGCCCCAGAACAAACGCUCGGCUAUUUGUUGAGAGCAGUCUCCCAUAAUCAUGACGACAUAGACUAGGGCCUUAAAUGACGAGUAAGAGAUUUAAUCGUUUUAACUCUCAAUAGAUCAGAAGUGUUAAAUUGAACAAACUAACCUCAACGAAAUGCUCAUUUUUGGUACGUAGGCCUCUUGGACAUUGUUCUUUCAGAAUAUCCUGACAAAUCCCAUAAUUUCAGAAAUUUAAUUUUUAUGACGUCAUCACUCUUAACUCUAUUCUCAGACACAAUCCCCUUUACCUCGUUUGUGAACCUUCGCAUCUAAAGUUUAAAAAGGAAGGUAAACCAACAAUAUGAAUUAAUCAUACGUUCACGAACGAAAUUUUAUUAGGGUAAAAAUUAUUUAAAAGAAAGCAGCAAACGUGAGAUUUGCCAGGAAGAGGGUUAGAGACAACGCUGAAUUCAUUUGUUGAAAAGGACUCGUAUAUUAUUAUUGUCAUUUACUUACCAUUGGUGUAGAAAAAAAAAGCGAAAAGUCACUACUUAAAUGUAGUAGUUUUGCUCUACGGCAGAGUAUCUCGGAGGCUACUUAUGUUUCCAUUCUUAAUGUCCUUGAUGUAGUUAUGUGAACAGUCAAUAAAAAGAAAAUGACGACAUUGAUGUCGUUUACAAAGUAAACGUAAAUGAUAGAUUACGUCUUAAAAAAAUAAAAUAAUAGUAGUUCUGCUCUCCGGUUGGCGGUGCUAAACAAAGUAUCUCGGAGGCUACACUUUUCCAUUCUGAGUUAAUGUCCUUGAUGUAGUUCUGUGAACAGUCAAUAAAAAGAAAACAAUGACUUUGAUGUUGUUUACAAAGUAAACGUAAAUGAUAGAUUACAUCUUAAAAAAAAUAAAAUAAUAAAAGUAGGAAUCAAGAAGAUGGGAAAACAGCGAACCACUGGUGAAUAGCAGAGUUACCUUUAAACCUUUUAAAUCAGGACUCUGCAUUAAAGACAUACUGGAGGGGUAAUCCCUGUUUGUAAACAAAUCAAAUAAUUUUAGUUAUUAAAGCAUUAAAGUGCUGUUAAUGAAAACAAGGUCACAGAAAAAUCAAAGCGGCUAAUUUCUUAAUUUCUUUAUGAUUAAGACCGCCUUAAUACCAAGCUAGAAAGGAACAAACUAACUCGAGGGUUAUCAGCUGUAGGUAUUGACAAUCAUUCACAACAUCUCUGAUAACACAUGCUAAAGACUAAUUAAGGCUGCAAGGGGACGCAGAAUGUCGAAUUUGAAUGAGCGCAAAUUAUAGAAUACUUACGAUAGGUUGAUCUCCCUUUUUUACAUCCACAAUUGUAAUCUCCAGGAGGAGUUUUCCUUAUUCCGACACAAUCGAAAUGAAGCCAUUUCUUGCAUGUCUCGCAAAAUAUCCAGCUCCUGGUUUUUACUUCCUUUCCGGAAGGUACCGUCUGGAGGGGGGCGUAAGGGGGGUACGAAUACCGCAAUACCGCACGUGGUAGCGCGAGAAUACCGCAAUACCGCAUCAAAAUUUAGCCAAAUACCGAAACCGCAGUUACAAAUGGGAAAAAGUUGAUGUUGUCAAUACUUCAAAUCCUCCUUUCAAAUAGAAAUAAUACUUUUAUGUCACUGUUUCCAAAUCAAGGUGCGUCGAUGUCAAGCGUACGAUAAACAUAAGAUCAUCGCACUCGUUUAGCUUUGUUUAUUACAUGUAUACGUUUACGUAAAUGAUACAACAGGAGUUUUCUAGUAUCACUUUAUAUAUUACUGACCUGGAUCAUAAACGGACGGAAAACGGUUGACUCUUAUGAGGUUGUUUCAGAUUCACAAUUAACUCAGUUCUGUGUUGAGGGUUUCAAAACGACGACCCGGGCUGCCUUUUGGAUUCGAAGGGCACACAGUACAGAAGUACACACUAGCCUGCGUAGCAUGGCGGUUUUGGUUAGGCGCGCUAAAUAAUAAGUCGAAAUAAGGCGGGCGCGGGCGAGGAGAUUGGGGCGGGAGCUGCUUCGCUGCUCACAGUGGUGCUGCCGACAGAACCAUGUAAAACUGCCAUGCCCGGGGUGGGGGCGGGGGGGAGGGGGUACUUGGGUUAAUAUUUGGUUGGUAUGUGCCGCUGGCCUCUCAGAGCCCCUACCCCUUACAGUCUAUUCUGUGGCCAAUUAUAGACCCCAUCUUAGUCAUUUGAACAAAUAUUUAAUUUUCGCGAUCCCAACUUCGUCACUUUCUAUUUUUAUGAAUUGACCUUGUUUUAGAUUGAAUGAAGAACACUUUACUUUUCAUCUACAAUACAAACAUUCUGGUACCUUUGCUAACCGUAAAUAUGAAGAACUGUCUUACCCCAAAAAGCAGAAAAUGCGCGACCCCAUUCUAAAAAAAACUCUCUGAAAAUGCGACCCCAUUAUAGUAACUCCAGUCGUGAAAAUGCGACCCCAUCCAGCGGCACAUCCUCAUUAGCCUCUUAUCAGGAAGUACCCCCCCACCACCAACCCCGGGCUGCUAUGCUACGUAGGGUAAGCACACACGAAUAUUAGUACAUUCUAUAUUCCUGCAUGCACAACGAGAAGGACAAGUAGUAAUUUUUAGACCACACCGUCUUUAUAGAUUAUCUUUCGACACUACGCAAUUUAUAACGAUCGCACUGACCUCACUAUUUGCUGGAAUAUCUGACUGAUCACUUAGUUGACCCUCUGGAUCGCUCUCUGUUGUUUGGCGACUGGCACGAAAGUGGUGGUAAGAUUGGUAUAAAGGAGGUUAACCAAGCUGACUAUUCCUACAAGGUCCAUGAAGUCAUAAAUAAUGCGACAUGUUUACGUAUCAUUGGAUGAAAAAGUUAAUGUCGUUAAUCAUAUCAAGUAUUAACAGGGGCUCCUGGUAUUAACUGAAAUUAGAAGCUAUACGAUUUGUCUGCACUGUUUGCGCAAUACAAUCCCCGACUGUGAACACAGGUCACGCAGGCUAGCCAGGGAGACCUUUUAGGAUUUGUAUCCUCUUGUCAUGAAAAAGAAGCAGAUCACCGCGACACAACGAUUUUUUCACCGACUACCGCGGCGUAAAAUGUAAACUUACCGCAAACCGCUUGGACUCUGAAAACCGCAAUACCGUACUUUGAAAUAAAAAUUACCGCAACACCGCACCAAAAAUGACCCAAUACCGCAAUACCGCAAACCCUUACGCCCCCCUCCGUCUGGUAAAUAAAAGCCUCACACUUCUCACCUUCCUCUUCACCUUCCUCUUCACUCAGUUGUCCUCUUUUUCUUUUUCUCCUGUUUAAAGCAGCGGUGGAUGAGGAUGCAAUGGCUUUUACGGUAGAUGCUGAAUUGGAGGAUGUAGAUGGAUUAUAGAGGCUAUAUUAUAGGUGGUUGAUCUUGUUAUUCUACGGACUGUAGUUGUUGAUCUAGUUGAAUAAGAUGCGGUAACAGCGGAGGUGGGCCUUGUUGCUGUAGAUGUAAUUGUGUUCGAUGUUGUAACAGAGGAGGUUGAUGUUGCUACUCCAGGGUCCAACGACGUUGCUGAUGAACUUUGGUUGUGUGUAGUAACAGAGGAGGUUGUUGUUGCUACUCCAGGGGCCGACGACGUUGCUGAUGAACUUUGGUAUGAGCAUACCGAAUGAAAUCAGUUCUGAGUUCACUCCGCUAAGAGACCAGAGUGGAUUAUUUAUUAGAGAAAGUUUUCGUAUUCAAUCGUCUCAAUAUUUGAUGGCAUUUAUGUGCAUUAGCGAAUGUUCUUAAUUCGGUACACAUGCACGGCAACCUGACAAAGAAACACAACCAUUUUGCUAACCUUUUGGCCGCCUUAACAUCAGGUUUAAAGUAGGACGUAGGCCAGUAGCUGAUAUUUAGGCAGGCAUAUUAAAACACGAACACACAAAAGUGUUUUCUAUAAAGGAUCGACAGAGAAACGACUGAAAACAAAGCGGUGAGCGGUGCUUGACUCAACUGUGUCAUUUUCUCACUACGUGUAUCUUUUACAAGGUAUUCACCGCAGGACGUUUUGCUUACACACCCAAACAAAUUUCCGUUUUUACAGGCAAAAGGUGUCAUUUCCACAGCUCUCGUGGGGUGAUUUUCACGUGCACUUACUUGCUUCGCUCUCUCUAAAAUCCAUAUAAAAAAUUACAGUGCGAUUGCCAUGAGAAAAAAUAUACCUUUUUAUCCAGCCAGAACCGGCAUAAAUUUUUCAUAUUUUCAGCUAGCGAGGCGCUCAUUCAGAUUUCCCAGCCAGCUAAUUAGCCAAUGUUUUUUUAUCCAGCUAGCUCAAAUUCUGCCUGAAGAGCAGGUAUUUUGUCGAGCGGCUCCGUUGGGUACUCCUGUUUGGUUGUGUGUAGUAACAGACUCGGAGGUUGUUGUUGCUACUCCAGGCACUGACAAUGACGUACUCAUGCCAAGAGUAGUGGUGGUGGUGGCGCUGGUAGGUGAUGGGAUGGAGGCUGGGUUAUUUAGCCUAAAAAUAAUAUCGUCUUUCAACGAUAUUAUUCUUUUUAAUGUUCCCGCCUCAUAACUAGAUGGGUGUUUAAGAGGAAUUGAAUCCACAUUUAACACUUCCAAAGAUAUCUUAUUGUCCUUGAUAUCUUUAUAAGGGACCCUCAAAUCCGUCUUGCUGUAGGCUACGCCUGCAAAAACAAAAACAAUAGAAUCAGCACCGAUUCUGGUUUGAUCAUGACUAUUUUGAACAAAAACACACGCAAAUGGGACGGAGAACAAUAAAGAGAACAACGAAAAAAAAAAAAGUCGGAAUAAAGGUAAAUUUACUCCUGUAAAGCUCCCUUACUGUAGUACAUCACUAUUAAACAUUAUAAAGCAUUAUAAGUAAGCCUUAUUUUAAUCGAUAUUGUUUAAAAAACUGAAAGCCAGUAAUAUGUUUUGAUCAGAAAAUGACUCAGUGCAUAAUAUUCUUUGAUACUGAAGGUAGUUCAGUGUUUAAGAAAUUUUGUUGGCGAGUAGAUAGAUUGUCAUCUGCAAUGAAAUAUACAAAAACUGAAAUUUGAGGUUUGUUCGUUCAUUGCCCUUGGAAACAGAAGAGCCCGCUCCGCAGAGAUUUUUACAGACUUGGUAACUAGAAUAUCUGUAAAACUGUGAAAGGUUUGAACUUAGGAGUCAUUUCAAAAGUGGGUUGAGUUUGAUCGUCCUGGUGAACGUAGUCCUGAAUAGGACUGUUGUUGUUGACAGUGACUGACGUUUCGACAACCUGUGCGAUAGUCAUCUUCAGAGUCAAAGUGAGUUGUAUCACGUCAGUUGAUGGUAUUAUACUCUGGUUAUUGGUCUGAUUGGUCAAUUACGUUGCGAUGUUAUUGGUCGUCUGUCAGUUAAGCCGUGAUGUUAUUGGCUAUGAAGACUCGUAAUCAGUAAUUAGUGCGUUUCGAUCCGUCUUUUGGCACAGUUAAACACUCGUCUAUUGUUAGUCAAAUUGUCAGUUCUCCAGUCGUUUUCUCGAUGAAUCUCAUAGUUUAUUAGAUAUAAUCCGUGUAAAGUUUGCUUAUCAUUUUCGCAUAAAUUAUGACCUAAAUUUGGAAACCGCUGAAUUUCUCGAAUUGGGUCUUUGCGAUUUUGGUGAAACUCUGUUCAGCGCAAGGCACUAAUGCGCACUAUGUGUAGCCGAGAGAUUUUCACGAAAAAAUGCCGGCAACAGCAGAUUUUCGACUCAGACCUCAAAGGGGCGUGGCAUUAUAACCACGUGACAUUUACUCCCAUCGCCAAAAAUUUUGUUAUAUUGUAGAUUGAUCUAUAUGUUAUCCAUUCUAUAUGUUAGACUUACGAUAAAAGUAAAGGUGGGGAUACCAGAGAGCUUCAAAGUAGGAUGGUACCCCCCAAAAAAACUGGGUCGAGUCACCCUAAGUUACUUAUCAUUAAGUUAGGGAAGUUCAAUUGUAUAAUUAUUUAUUCGAUCCGUCAAAAUUUUUCCUCCCGUUUCACUUCUUUAAAGUCCUUUUUAUCUGUUCCUUUUCUGUUACAGGGUGUCCAGCGCCAUGGAUGAACACAAAAAUAGGAAAAUAGGAAACUCAGGAUUGAGAAAAUAGGAAAAAUAGGAAACUUUGUAUUAAAAAAUAGGAGAAAAAUAGGAAAAUCAAUAUUACUUUCGCCGACAAAGAUAGUCUGCCAGCCCUGAACCCCAUCAGGGUUGUAAUAAAGGUUACAAGUCCUCAGCUUCUAUACGUUCACAGCAUUUAGAUCAACUUUCGCAGCUUAGAAAGAGUGAUCAGUAUUUUAAAACAUUUAGUUUAUUGGUUCAGAUAAGCUGUAAUCAGAAUGAUACGCUUGAUUGCAGCAGGUCAAGCGUGGUUCUAUAAAUCAAAGGUUAUCAUAUGCAAAUUCCCUUCAAGUUAGGUUGCGGCAGAUCUUUGAAAAGCUUUGUAGAAUGAAAUUUUUUAGGAUAGAAAUUCCUUACGAUUUCGUUGUUAUUGAAGGAUAUCGAACUAGGACUAAAAAUUCCUAUGGAAAGCUUUUCUUCCAUUUAUCUGCAAUCGGUAGCUGGUUGAGAAUAUGCUUGUUUGAAUCAAAAGACUGCAUAGUUUUAGUAAUUACGGAACCAGGCUUUCCGCGGUGUACACAAAAUGACACUAUUUAGCUAUUUGGUAUCAGAUUGUAAGUGUGUCAUAGUUAAGUUCUAAGAAGAACGUAACACUCUGCUUAGCUAUGACUGCAAGACCGGUUUCGCAAUCAAAAUAUUAGAUCCGCCCGCGCCGGUUAACUCAAUGGGAUAAGCGCCGGUCUGCUGAGCAGGAGGCCGUAGGUUCAAAUCUCGGCUGGACUAACACUGAAGGUCUUAAAAUAACUGAGGAGAAAGUGCUGUCUUUGUAAUCACAUCUGCAAACAGUUAGCCUUUCUGGUCUCGGAUAAGGACGAUAAACCGUAGGCCAUUUCUCACAAGCCCUUGCACAUGUAACAAAUCUGUGGGACGUUAAAGAACCCACACGUAGUGCCCGGUGUAGUGGUCUAUCUCACUUUCACACUUGUGUAUGGGGGCAUCAUUACUCAUUCCUUCAUUACGUGUAAACUGCACCUUAAGCAGUCUGGCAAAGUCCCCCAACCAGUGUUUUAAGUUAUCCCUGAAAAGCCCUGAGGGGAGUGGAUAAUAAGAUAUCUACAAUUUACGAUUUACAAUCCUUCGUCAGUUGCUUAGGAAUAGCUGUUAACAAGGGCUCACCAAGAGAGCUAGUGCGGUAAACUAAACUUGAGUCUGUUCUUUUCAUGUAGCAUCCAGAAUUCAGCUAGGGAUUGGUUUUUUAAACAAGAAGCUGAUUGGAUGAUUUAUCUGAACUGUGUUGUGAGAGAACAACUCGAUACUGUUUUCCGUUUCAAAGAUGAACAUAAAAGCGAGCAAGACUUCAAAAUAAAAUAUAACAUGUACAGAUACUGAAAUGCAGUUUCAGUGGGCUAUGCACAAUAUUAUUCAAUAGUCAUGAGAACCACAUUGCAUAACACUACAUACAAUACAUGUAGGUGCACUAGAAAAUAGUACAAAAAGUAGCAACAUAAUAACGUUGUUAACAGAACUCAAAAAGGCAAUAGAGGUCAUGAAAAGAACAAAUGUAACUAUUAGUUUUUCUGAUAUAAGAACAUCAAAGCCAGCAUACUACUUGCUUUAUGAUAGAUCUCACUCUAAAACAAAUACAACUAUAAUUCCAUAUUCAAUUUUGUUACAAAUUUUGGCUUCACAAGCUAAAAAAUAGGAAAAACAGGAGAUUUUAGUUAAAAAAUAGAAGAAAAUAGGAAUAGGCUCAAAAAAUAGGAAAAAAUAGGAAAAAAUAGGAACUAGACACCCUGCUGUUAUUACGUCUUCAGAGAGGGUUCUCCUGUUAAAUUCAUUUCGUUCCUCUUCAGAAAGCUCUUUCCACAUACUCGAUAAGAAAAACAUUCCUCUCAGCGAAAGUCAUGGUAUCCAUCGUCACUUCUGUGAGGAUGGAUAAUCGUGCAAUGAUGUAACUCGAGUACAUAAGCCUAGUCAUUGUUACCCGUUAGUCAGUCAUAUGCACGCUGCUAUCACGGUCAAGAAUAUCUUGUUUAUAGCAGCGAGCGUAUGACUGACUAACGUGUGAUAAUGACUAGGCUUAUGUACUCGAGUUACAUCUUUGCACAAUCAUCCAUCCUCACAGAAGUGACGAUGGAUACUUAGCACGUGGCGCAACAGAAUUAGCGUCCUCCAGGACAGCAGCAAUCGCAGACGCGCCCGACUGAAAACCAUUGCCAACAUCUCGCGGUGGUUACAGAAGCAAAGGGAGCACGGCCUGCUGCGACGGUACUGUAACUCUGCCGACGAAACGGCAGCAGGCCGCGCUGCGGAGAACUUUCCUGGCCCGCUUUUCACUGACACUCUUUGAGAACUGACAACUUUGCAUAUAUUAUUCGGAUUUACAUAAAUAAAUGCUUAAUACGUCAUCACACGGGAUAAUUAACGAUUAUUCCUCGAGUCCGAAUGGGCUAUUGACUCAGAGGCCAUGAGGGCGAGAGGAAUAAUUGUUUUUUAGUAAAAUCCAACUAGUUGGUCAAAAAUAUCGAGACAAAACUAGUUUAGCUGGCAAAACGCGAUUGAGCGGCCAUUGUUUUGGUUUUCAAAGGCGGCGCUUUUCGCUACUGGUGUGCUAUAACAUAUCUGCCUAGUAAUAGGUAAACCAAUCAGAACGCAGCAUUGAUAAUAGACCACUGGUUGGAUUUUACUAAUGAAUAUUACAUGACUGUGAAUACUUAUAUUUUCAACAGAUGAAAGCGAACGAAGAGGGCUAAUUGACAUAAAAUUUAUGUUCAAGAAAAGUAAUACUGCCACCAUUUUGGAAUAGAAUGUUACCGUGAAAGGGUCUAUUAAAGUUGCAGAAACGUUUGUCUUAAUGGACUAAGACCGAAAAAGGAUAACUCUUUGAUUUGAAUGUUUUACCUUGAACACAAUGUUUUAGUGUGUAUAGCUGAAAUGGAUCCAUAUUAAGACCAAAGAUUGAAACAAUAGGCGACCACGUAAUUCUCUGGUGUUGCAGUAAUUAAAGUAUUGAAUUUAACAGGUAUUCACUAAUACGAAGCUUUGUGUAGAAAACGGAGAAUUUCGCUUUCUUAACAGUUUUAAUAAAUUCGUAAGCUAUAUGGAACUUGCAAAUAAAUGAAGGGACGUCUUUUUGGACUAAUAUGGUUAAAUUUUCAACAGCUGAUCAAGGCGAACAAAGAGGGAUAACUGAUUUACAUAAAUAUUAAAGAAAUGUAAUGUUGCCGUCCUUUUGGAAUAGAAUGUUAUAAUAAAACUCCAUAAACAUUUACCUUUGUGACUUUAUGACAGAAGAUCUAGAAAUACCAAGAACUCUCUUGGAAAUAAUCCAAGCUUAAUUAUUGCAUGUAUAUCUUUAAAUAAGAUUACCCAUACUUUUAUGCGGUCUCGACGCGUAGGCUUUCUAUAACGUUUAAAAAGCUGUAUACAAAUGAAUUUAGAAAAGUUUUUUUAGAUCCAAUCAUUUUCUCAGCCGUUGUAAGAACACGGCCGAGGCGGAAAAGUGGCACGCACUGAACUGAUGCAUUCAACUUCCGGAAAUUAAGCUGUCCUCAGUUGUGUCCUUUGUCCACUGCAUACCGUUCUUCUCAAGAUCUAAACUGAGAAUAACAGUUAAAAAAACGGGAAAAUGAGCUUGUUUACCAACUAAAUGCGACAAUUACUCAUUUUACAAAUGCAUGAUAAAUAAAUAAAAGUAAACGAAUGAAUAAUUAUGCGCCUCCGGCUGUUUCGAUUUUCGGCAUUCUUCUAAGUAUGCACCAAUUAUUCUGCGCCAUCGUGGUCAGUUCGCUGCCCUUGAAGUUGCUGAGUUUAUAGAAGUUAGAGUAUAAAGUGAUAUUCUUUGGUAUUUUACGUAUUAAGCUAAAUUUUUCAUUUCGCCUUUUUCAUUUUUCUGUGCUCAAAGCUUGUUAUUUCUCCUGGAGCAAAGCCAUAGGUGGAAGAAAAUAUCCUCGUGUCAAUUUCUAUUUCCUUAUGACUUUUCAUUGGUCAGAAACCUCAGAGACGCAAAUAAUUAUCGAUAUACAAAAGCAGCUGCCUGUUGUUUGCGGCCCUAUGCCUUCAACACCCAAGUUGGCAUAACAGAGUGGAGUGAAGAUUUCUUCCACGGAAGUACGAAAGGAUUUUAUUCAAACGUUCAAAGUGCUUUAUUCGUUAUGUUUUUCGUUCUUAUUGUCCUGUGGACUUCAAUGACGUCGUUCUGUCUAAUUCAAGGGCAAUUCUGCAGUGGAGGUAAGAGUUGUUUGUGCGGUGCACAAUAUAGCUAGACAGGGAACAUCUUAUAUGCGCAAAAACUGUUUUCAUCUCAGUGAUAAAGUAAAAAGAUGACAUUAAUAGAAAUCAACUAUAAUAUUAUGAUUUACAUUAAUUUCGGGUAGUUCGCCAAGUUCAUUGUCUUAAAUAGACCCUACUACGCGAAAUUUCACAGACUUUUGUAUGGUGGGGGGCCCGAACUUGCCCCCAUCAUACAUUAACGUCUGUAAAAUUCGGCGACUUUACAGAGUUAUAUCUUCGUUAGUUUUGGACAAGUCACCUUCAAACUUAAGGCAAUUUUCAGUAUUGAUUUCAAGACGUUCUUUCUAGUAGUGUUGACGUAUUUGCGCUAACUAUUGAAGAUGCAGAAACAUUUGUCUUAAUGGACUAAGACCGAAAAAGAGUACCUCCUUGGUAUGAAUAUUUUACCUUGAACUUUAUGUUUUAGAGUGUGUAUAGACAUGGAUCCUUUUUUAUACCAAAGAUUUGAAACAAUAGGCGACCACGUAAUACUCUCUCUGUCUGGUGUUGCAGUAAUUAAACUGUCGAAUUUAACACGUAACUUUUCACUAAAUACAAAGCUUUGUGUAGAAAACGGAUCCUUUUUUAGACCAAAGAUUUGAAACAAUAGGCGACUGCAAAUACCCCGGGGCAAAUACUCAGUCUAUUUGGUUUUGCAUAAAGCAUGGAAAUUAACAGGUGUUCACUAAUACACAGCUUUCUGUAGAAAACGGAGUAUUUGGCUUUCUUAGCAGUUUAAUAAAUUCUUAAGACAUAUGGAACUUGCAAAUAAAUGAAGAGACCUCGUUUUGGACUAAUAUGGCUCGGUCGGUUAAUGCUUAAUUUGCAAAUUUCAUGUGAGCCUUUAGCGAGGGGAAAUUAGCCUACUGAAUAAGAUCGUGUUGCGUUCAAGCUGAAUCUAAGAAAAGCUAACUGCAUUUAUUAAAAUGAAAAUUAUUAAGAUGUCGUGUGUCUCCAGUGUAAGAAGUCGAAAAUUAAAGAAAACCGUCUGAUAUUUUUUCCCGAAUUUGAUCAUCUGAGAACAAAACAUAACAGGCCAAAACGGAAUUUAUUGACAGCUUAGCUGAGCCUUUGGCUCGACUGUGCGCCCUUACCUUGUUUUUUGUGUCGCUGCAAAACCGUGGCCUCGAUCGAGGAUCAUAUCACAUACAAGGUAAAAAAUAAGUCGUGAAAUCAUUUCAAUGUCCACCUGGCUUAAAGAUUACAGGUUGGCUUUCGGAAUAAUUACUCUCGUUUAUCGAAAAAAACAAACAAACAAAAAAUUAUCACGAGUUGUCUCUAGUAAGUGUUUAUGAUAUUAUUUCAACUAGACGAACAAGUUUAAACAAAGAAAGGGCUAACAAACAAGACUUAAUUGAAAGUUAUGUAUUUUAUUAACGUUAAGUUCAGGAUGGAAUUUCUAUCUUCUAUUAGUAUAUCUACUCGGACGUCUGUUAUACCUUAAAAAAGGUGCCUCGAAAAUUAGUGAAAAGCCGCGAAAUUUAGUGACCCAUAUAAAAACCUUUAUUUAAGUUUUCUGUCUGCUAGGAGUACUUAGCUAAAACUGUGGGCCUAAAAUGAUUGCAAGUAUGUCACACCUUGCAAAAUAUUUGUCCGCCCCUGUUUCUUAGGCUUAUAACCACGAGUUUUGCAAUUCCUAUACGCAAAUCCGUAGGUAUACUGUGUUUUGUGUUCAAUUUAAAAUUCAGAUCGUUUUUAGGUAUAUAUACACAGUCAGGUACUCUUAGUUGUACCGUAAAACGCCCUGAUGAAGUGUGCGCUAGUCACACGAAAAGCGUAGGGGACAAUAAAACAGUUUUACAACUCAGUGCUGCUCACUGGUUUAUCCUUUUAAAAAUAUUCUUUACAACCUCUUGACAGGCAAUGUAGGAAAGCAGCACAUAGGAAAAGGAUGGAACAAAGCGGAAAUAUUCGAACUUGUUCAAGGGAAGACAUUUUUAUUGCCUAAAGAUCCAUUUGAAAACAUUAAGGCGAUUCUUAUCUGAAAGUUAAUUGGCAGCUCUAUCGAGUUAAAUAGUAAAAUAUGUUCAGUGCCAAAAAAAAAAAUUUUGAACAAUUUAUUUGGGUGUAACAAUUAUUUUUUAAGCGACUCGGGUAUAGUUCAACGGGGUAGGAAUUUAUCUCUUGGGGCAUCAAAAACGCUAUCUGGAGUCAUUAUUGUGAACCUGUUGUCGUCUAAUUGUUGCUUUCGCUUUUUGCUUUUGGCGCGGUGUGUUCUGUAGCACCUUGUAAUAAUCGUCGAACUUUGAAAUACCUGUCGCACUUUUUACUUAAAAAUAUGUAGAAAUUUGUAGUAACAGACCUAAACCCAAUAAUAAGUACAGUCGACUCCCGAUAACUCGAACCCUCGCUAACUCGAACUUCGCGCUAACUCGAACCAAAAUCGAUUUGCCCUAGUUUUCCGUCAUACAUUCCCUGUAAUUUUACCCUCGCUAACUCGAACCCUCGAUAACUCGAACUCCCGCCAACUCGAACCAAUUUUCGUUUCCGCUCAGGUCAUUUUCUAUAUAAUUUUGCCCUCGAUAACUCGAACCAUGUUCUGAGCCCUUAAAAAGUCGCGAAAAAAAGCCGUCUACUGGCGUCCGAAACAUUGAAUUUUGGAUUUCCUAUUGACGUUUUGUAGGAGUAUAGUUUACUAGUGGAGGCUGAUGUUGAUUGUCACAGGCUAACGUGAAGCAGCUUUACUUCUCAAAACAGUAAAACGCAUGCUCCAUUUAGGCUAUGUUUUGUUACGUUACGUUCUGAUUUAUAAUCUAGAAGUAUCUUUUAAUUUUCACUUGACAUUUCUACAAUUAAAUGUGAUUAAAAUGUUCACGGUGCUCUACAAACUGUUUUUUACCUUACUCUCGGCUAUUUUCUCCGAGCUCUCGUUAACUUGAACUCCCGAUAACUCGAACUUUUUUCGAUUUCCCUUGAAGGUUCGAGUUAUCGGGAGUCGACUGUAUCAUCAUCGAUAACAACAACAAUAAUAAAAUAACCAUAACAAUAACAACAAUAACAAUAACAAUAAUAAAAAUAAGUAAACAUUCCACUGAACGGUUUUCAGCACCCUUUUCUCAGAUCAAGUGUGGGUGGAGAAAAGUGUUCACAUCAACUGCAGCCUUCCGGCUUCAAGAGCUUUGUAGGGAAGUAGAGCUUUUUCUAUGUGGACGACCUCGAGACCAUGAGAUUGUGUCCCAGUAACAGCGAGAGUCCGUAAUAAUGGGAGUUUGAAUUAGAAUUUAGCUGCUAUCCGUAUUAUCGGGUUGUCCAUAAAAGUAAGGUGUCCCUCUGGCGAAAGGUGAUUGUAUAAGCAAAAUAUUUUGAAAGUUUUACUCGUAGCAUGGGCAAGAUUACCUGCGAGGAUAUGUCCAGAUAUAUCGAGAUUUUAGAGGUUAUCGCCAUGAAUAACCACUAUACUAGUCUUACAUAAGACCAAAUUAGUAUAAAAACCACAAACUUCGUGUACAAUGCGGUGCUACGAUCAUUAUCAUAAUCAUCAUCAUCAUCAUCAUCAUCAUCAUCGUUAUUCUAUAGUUACUAUAUUACCUCACUAAAAAGUUCUUUACCAUAUUUGCCCACGCGGCAUUCAUUUGCCACAAUGACUACUAAUUCUAAUUUUAUAUCAUGAGCGGCUUUGAUAUAAGAUAGGGACUUUAAGAUCCAACGACGCGACGGCGACAAGAAUGUUGCUAAAAAAGUGAAUUUGCCUUCUUUCAGUCUUAAUAGCGAUUAUUCCUAACCACUUACUUUGUCAAAUGUAGGCGAACGCUCCUGAAACUGAAUUUCAAGGGACCAUAUUCAAGCUCCGAAAGAGAAAUAAAAUUUCGUCGUUUCUUGUUUACGUCCUCUAUAAAACGCGAAAUUAGGCAUUUUCACGUCGUAGCCGUGCAAAAACGGGAAAGAAAUGUACAAAAUAGUGUGAUGCACGUGUGAAGUUGUUGUUUUGCUUAUUAAACUUAAUGUAUUUUUGACGUUCUCGUUGUCGUCCGCGUCGUUGGAUCUUAAAGUCCCUAAUAAUCACCAGCGUCAUCAUCUUAAAACAUCCUCGAUAAUACUAGCAAUAAAGCUAUUAUUACUGUUAUUAUUGUUGUUAUUGUUGUCGAUGAUGAUGCUUAUUAUUGGGUUUACUUGUCCCCCGACCAUCCAUUUCAAGUUCAUUACAUUAAGUGCGACAGCUUAUUUUACGACAAAGUGCGACAGAUUUUUUAUUGCAAAGUGCACCAAGUGUUAUUACUAGGUGCGUCAGGUAUAACAAAGUGCGACGAUUAUCACAAAGUGCCACAGAACAUGGUGUAAGAAAAUUAAUGUUAUCAACUUAUUUUGUUGAAUUUCUUCUUCAAAUCAUUCAAAUUUUUAUUUGCUUCUUUUUUUACAUCAUGCUUAAGUUUUUGCAAAAAUUAAUUUUCUUCAAGUGAGUUAUCGUUGGCGUGGGAGUCUCCGGCGAUUCGCAGAAAGCCUCAACAAUCAGUCUUGAAUUGAAUAUGAGGUCUUGCAUUAAACGUCAAGCCAUUUUCGGUGAGCUCAUUUAUUUCCUAUUUGUCUCAGACAUAUGUCGCCAGAUAGAGUUUGAUCACUCUUUUGAUGGAAAACGCCUGAAAAAUCACGUGAUUCGUACUGCUGAGAUCCAGAGUGAACGAUCCUGUCGGACUUUGUGCUACAUGGAACCAAACUGCGUCAGUUACAACUUUAACAAAGUCACAAGGAAAUGUGAGCUGAAUAAUUCCACCUCAAGAGAAGGAGAGGAAAAUAUGGAGUCGAAUCCAGGUUAUGUAUACUGUGGAGCUAAGGUAUGCAAAGUUUUACAAAUUAUGAAACUUUGUAAAAAAACGAAAUGUUACUUGUUUGGAUCGAGGAUUGUUUGCGAGUGCUCCAAUUAUGGUUCUAUCACUUUCUGAAGUAAUGCAGCCUUGGGGGUCGCUACUGUCAACUUUUUAGAAAACAUAAUGAAAGUUUUCCAAAACAAAUGUAAUUUGAAGACAGAUUUUGCCCGCCUGCAUUAAUUAGUUCUAAUGGAAUGAUUUCUAUGUCCUUGAUCGAAUGAUCUGGAAGGGAGAAGUGUUCUGAAACGGUGGUAGGAUGAUUAAAUUGAUAUGGAUUUCUGGCUUUUUCUAUGGAGCGUCGUUGCUCUCCAAAUCUGUCACUGAACUGGCGUUUAGUUUCGCCGAUGUAUUGCAUGUUACAUUUAUUGCACUGGAUCAUGUAAAUGAGAUUGGAAGCUGAACAGGAAUUGUGGUGUGGGAUGCGUCGUAAUUUCGUUGGUUGAGUAGAAGGUGUGGGACGUGGUUCCAGGGGCGGAUCUAGCGGAGGGUGCGGUGGCUGUGCACCCCCUGGGGAUGACCUGCGGUUUUCUAACACAAAUGGUAUUCUGCAAAAAAAAACAAAAAACUAUGUGGUUUAUUGGUGUUGAAGUGGAGCAAGAGACGAGUGCACGCCCUCCUAAAAAAAAUCCUGGAUCCGCCCCUGGGUUCCUUCUGUAAUAAAAGGACACUUCUUGCACCUACUUCUGUUACAGCGGAAAGCUCCAGGUGUUUUGGGGGAUGGUCUGCGGUGUUUGGCUCUGACUAGGAUGUCGCGUAGACUCAGUGCAGCGGCGAAAGGAUAGGAUACUUUCAGAGAGCCAUGCUAUAGGGUCAGAACGUCUUAAUUGCUGAGUUAUGAAAUCAGAAUGUCAAAUUCAUUUUCAAAUUCAUAUACGUUCAAAGAAAAUUAUCUUACAAAAAAUUAGCUAAUGUAUUAUAAAAUUAGGGAUUUCUUAUUUCUUUUCGUGUCCCUAGAACGCUUGUGCAAAUAAACCUUGCAAGAACAAAGCAACCUGUCAAACCGGUUUUACCGGUAAAGGAUAUCACUGUUUGUGUCCAGUGGGAUUUGAAGGGGAUCAUUGCGAGAACGGUAAUUUAAUUGAAAUCUUUGUCUAGUCCAAAUAUUGUAAAUUGUAGCAAAUAAACAAGGGGCAAUAUCACGAGAAGUUUCCCAAGUUUUCGCGCAAACUACUGUAUUAUUUAUUCUGUUAGGCGCCCUGGGCGCUUAUCAAAUUUUCCGGUGUUCGUGGGUGCGUGCGUAUUUGUGGUGGGCGCUUGUUCGAGGCUGUGCGCUCAUUAAAUUUUCAUUAUUUUUAGCACGUAGUAAGUUAAUUUUUUAACAAAACAGAGACUACGAGAUACGAGACUUGAAGAUGCACCAGAACAGAAUUUCAACUGUUCAUUGAAAGUUUAUUAAGGAAAACUCGGUCUUCGGGGAAGUCUCUUUUAGUACCUAGCAAUUCAAUUUGUAUCUCAUCGUCAUUAAACUCUCUUGUGUUGCUUCGUCGAGAUGUCUCACAACCUAACGUCUGCAAAUUGGUCAGUCGACGAGAAGCAAAAAGGGUUGCAAAUUUAAGAAAUAAUAAACCGAUACUCUUCUUAUCCACUUAAGUUUUUGUUGGUUAAGAGGGGGGGGUGGGUUAGUUGGCUAGACAAAAAAUAUCACUUUCGUGUCUCUCUGUCUACCACAUUUAGGAAGGGAUUGAAACUUAGAAGUGGUAGUUUCUAAGCUGGCUCGACUGAAUUUUUUUUAGGGGGGGAUACCUCCCAAGUUUGAACUUUAACUACGUAGCCAUGAACAAGAUAUCGGAAAACGUUUACCACAGCGGUAUUAUACAUAGAUGAAAAUUAGUUACGGUUUGUGUUUUAUUUUGACAUCAGAGUUUCAAUGGCAACGUAAUGACGCCAUUAGGCUUAUUUCGUAGACUUCAGUAAAGCCUUUGAUUCGAUACAUCGUGGGAAAUUGAUGGAGAUCUUGAAGGCAUAUGGAAUUCCAACAAAGAUAGUGGAUGCCAUCAGCAUACUCUACAAGGACAACGAAGCACAGGUGAUAUCUCCUGAUGGUGAUACGGAAUUCUUUGAAAUUUUUGCGGGAGUUCUGCAAGGAGACACACUCGCACCUUUCCUAUUUAUCAUAGCCCUGGAUUAUGCCCUUAGAGAAGCUACUAGAGAAACACACACUGGGUUCACGCUUACACCACAGCAGAGUUCCCGUCAUGCAGCAACAUACAUCACCGACACUGGUUUCGCGGAUGACCUUGCCCUAAUUUCUGACUAUCUUGAAGAGGCACAACUUCUCUUAUUAAGACUGGAGGUUGCUGCGAAAACAGUGGGUCUGCAUGUUAACUACAAGAAAACGGAAUACAUGCUGUACAAUCAACCUGUAGGUGAUCUUGUCACACUGGGAGGGAACAAAUUGAAGCAAGUAGAUGACUUCAAAUACCUUGGUUCGUGGAUACAAUCAAGUGAAAAGGACAUGAAUAUAAGAAUUGGACAAGCUUGGAGUGCACUCAGCAAAAUGAUGAAAGUGUGGAAAUCAAACCUAAAAAAUCAUCUCAAAAUAGGUUUCUUUCGGGCCACAGUUGAAAGUGUACUGCUUUAUGGUGCUGAAUGCUGGACAAUGACUGGAAAUAUGAGGAAUAGACUAGAUGAUACGUACACAAGAAUGCUCAGAGCAGUUCUUGGAGUUUCCUGGAAGGAGCAUAAAACCAACAAAGAACUGUACGGCAACCUUCCUAAGAUUACAGAUACACUGAUGAUCAGGAGGCUGCGGUUUAUAGGACACUGUUGGAGAAAAAAGGAUGAGGUGAUAAGUGAUCUACUACUCUGGGAACCAAAGCACGGCGCAAGAAAGAGAGGAAGACCAGCAUUAACAUAUGUAGACCAGCUGCAAAAUGAUACUGGUUUGAGCAUUGCUGAACUGAAGAACAUCAUGGAAAACCGGAAGGAAUGGAUGAAGCUAGUUAAUGGAGUUCGAGUUCGCUCGAAAUAAAUAAGCAAUUUCUCGGUACCAGGAGUUUUUUUCGGAAAUCGGUAAAGGAAGCUUUUACCUCCCUUCGCUGUCUCGAUUAUGGCAAAGUUUGAACAAAUUUUAUGAGAGCGGUUUGGAAAUAUUUUGGAAUGAAAUUUAAAGGGUCAUAAACAGUGAAUAAACAUGCCAUCGACAUAACUCGCUAAUAUCUAAAGGAAAGAUGAGCUCUGAAAAUGCAGUCUCAUCUCAUAGUGGUCUGAUUUCAUUUGAAACUGUCUACGAAAAAAAAGGGGAAUUGCUUUGGCCGAUUGCGAGAAAAGAAUUUGAUUAGCCUGCAUUCAGCUGCUUUUGAUACCAUUUUUGUGUGUAAUUUAGCCCACUCCCACAAAUUUCAUGUUAAUUUUGAAAUUGCUUGAUAAUUUUUUUCCAAAAAAAUUUGGCAACGGCCUGUAGCUGCGUGCUUUCAACCUGAUUUUGAGUCAUUCGUCCUCUUGUUUUCUGCAAUGCUGAAGUACUUAGAAUUUUUCUCAACCAACCAUGCAUUAAUUUUCUCACAAGUUUCUCCCCAUUAAUAGAACCAUCAUACUGACUAUAUAAACUUUUUUUUGCAGACAUAGACGAAUGCGCAAAAAAUACUCACAACUGCGGUGCUAAUGCUUACUGCAACAAUACCAAGGGAAGAUACAACUGCUCUUGUCAUCCGGGAUAUUACGGAGACGGAAAGAAUUGUGAACCAGGUGAGUUAGCAGGCUUUGUGUCGACUUACUAGGUCCUAGAGAGAUUAAGUAAACAGACCGGUACCACGCAUUGCCAGUCCUGAUAAUCCAAAAAGCACUAUGUAUUGCCCUGUCAUAUGUUUUAACGUGCCGUCUUUUUUAUAGAUAGAAUAUGAGCCCCAUAUCUGACUGAAGACAGCAGGUCUAGUUCUUAAACAGCUGAUGGUUGAAAAAGCAUUACAUGAGUUUUAAGGUUUUAUGUAUUUGGUAAAAGAAUCCUUAAAAAAAAAAGUGCCGAAAGUAAUGAUUAAAAACUUCACAAACCGAACGUAAAUAUUCAUAUUGGUCAUAUGAGAAUACCAACAUUAUUAUUCAUUUAAAAUAUUUCGCCGUUUCUGAUGAUUGGCUGCCCCUCUUCAUAACCAACCGGCGCGCCUACCCGUAUUUGGAAGAUGCGAGCAAUACACCACCGAUUAGAUAGGAUAUAAUUAUGUAAUUGCUAAAUAUUCCCGUCGCUGUGGACACUGGUUGCCAUUUUUGAUUAGGAAGAAUAACUUUUUCCCCUUGAUUUAUUGUAUAUACUGCAUGUUUUAUUCAAAAUAUACAUUAAAGCGCGCGGAGCUGCCUAUCAUUUCAGCAUGGAAAAUAUAAUAACGCGCACGGUUAUAAAGCAACUCUAUUUAUUACCGUCCUUCUUUUAUUUUGUAACACAGUUUCAUCGUGUAAAGACCUUUACAACAAGAAAAUGUGAGUAAAAGUACAAGUUCAAUUUUUAGUCCAUUAAAAUCACAAACUUUUUGUUUUGGGGACUGUGCAGUAAUUAUAAGGGGGGAAUUGCGGAACAGAAGGAGGUUGUAAAGGCAGAGUGCAGCAAUACACCAAGAGAGUGGGAAGGUAUCUAAAUUAUUCAUUGAAACGAUGGGGAUGAUAUCUAGCUAAUUUUCAACAAAAAUUUCAAGUAUCAAAUUUUCAAGUAUGGAAAACUAACAUCAGUAUAGCAAAUGUUUGAAAGUUGCAUUAUAUGGAAAUAACAAAGGGCAUUACAGCUGAUUAUGUCAUUCUUGGCAAAUUAAUUUGCAUAAAAACUCUCCGUAAACUGCUACCUCAGGUGCUCCUUGAAAGUAGUUGCACAUUAAUUCAGGUAAGCUUUACUGGCUUAUUUAUAGCUAGGGUUGUAAAAAUGGCAAGCGUUUCCAAAUCAACUUCCUCAGCUUAAUAGACGCCAUAUUAUAGUCCGGCAGGAUCAUAUUCACCGUCUAUAUCCAUCGCCCCCCGUGACAUAAAGAUGAGACACCAUUUUUCUUUCGUUUUUCUACAGCCUCCUUUUUUCUUCUUUCUUCCUUUGACUACUAUCAAUUUCUGUUAUCAUAUCUGUAAUAGUUUAUGAUUUUUAGGCUUCUGCCGUAAAUAGGCCCUUGUUUGCAUUGUAAUGUGGCUUGGUAUCGUUGUGAGAAAAACUGUACAGCACAUGCUGAAUAGACGAUAGUUAAAAUUGUCACUACCCCAUGGAGGAGGGUGUUAUUUAACAGCCUUAAAAGAAAAAAAAAUUAAGAAUGACACUUUUCAGCGUAUAAAUUUUCCCCAUGGCUAUGAUCGAUCUUAUUGUCUAUUUUCAAAUCUACUGGAAUAAAUCUUCCUUCCGAAUCAACAAAUUGUUUCACGAUUUUUGUUAAACAAAUUACACACCACCUCCCCACGUAAGCUAGAAGCGCUACUAAAAAUAUUUGAGAGGCCCAUUCAUGACCACAGAUAUUCUACACUGAGUGGGAACAAAAAAGCAAUAAAAAAAAACAAACCUGAAAAGGGCACUUGGUUGACUACGCUGGGUAUGAUCACAUACAGACAAAAGAUACAUAUUGCCGGGUUUUCAGUGUCACUCCAACAAAAAUAGAUCGAAUUAAAAGUCAAAAGCGUUACAUACAGCAGAUAAAGUCCAGAAUCUUGGAAAUGAAAGGAGGUAAAUAUGCAAAGAUCCUCGCCAAGAUUCAAGUCAGAGCGAUAUUUCAUAUGCGAGAUAUCCGGAGAAAUGUUUUACCGAAAUUUAUAGAGCUUUGUAUGGAGACGUCAUGUUGGUGCCCAUACGGAUUGGCACCAACAUGGCGGCCGGAAAGCAAUAGAAACAUCUGUCACUGAGUUUUGCUACGAAAGCGUGCAUUUAAUUCUCGAGGAACUCAUAAACAUUAUAGUAAUACUUUUUCUAAUACAUGAACUGUUCAGAUAGCACAAUAGCCCGAAAUAAGUCACUUUGUUAACCUACUUGACAGCUCUCCCCAGGGGCACCCAAUCAAUCUGUUCCUCAAAUUUCUGCUGGCUGGGGGAUUGAGAGGAAAUAAUAUGUCCUUGGAAGGAAAGUGUUGCUAGGAAAAAGACAAAUAAGAGUGUCUGAGGAGAUUUGAUGUCUAGAAAAGCUGCUAUCAGGGUGAUAGGCUCCUGCUGUUAUCCUGCUAACCUAGUUCUCCCCCUCCCAGCCCCCCCUCCCCCACUAAAGGGGUGAAGUUAGCCCUUGGGCCACAACCUUUCUCCUAAUCCCCCCUCCCCACUGAAGGUCCGAAUUUUUCCGUAUGACCACACCCAAACUGGUUAGUAAUGUCUUAACAUACGUCUGCUGUUAAAAUUUCCGAGUAAGUCAGGUUGCAGGUUGUAAAUACACCUUCCUGGCUGGGAACUCUUCCAUCAGUCUUGCUUGGAGUGAGGAACAGAUAAAUUUUCCCCAGCAAUCUCCCAAAAUGCUUUAAAUGGAUUUAGAAACCUUUAUUCAUGCUUUGUUGUUGCUUUAAGGUCCUAUUCUCAAAAUUUCCCGUUGUCUCUCGGCCGUCAUGUAAAUGCCUCGUCAAGCAUAAGCUUCUAAAUUCAACUAUACAAUGUGUACUCUACCACAAAACCAAAAAUCCUUUCGAAGAAAAAGUUUGUGUGAAUAUUAGUUUUUAGUUGCUCUAAUACGUAUACGCCAUGAAAGUAAAAUCUCAGUACUGCUUGUUUUACAGUUUGAACUUUAGUGAAGUCAUGUGAAAGCCAACAAUAAGAUAAAAUUAAGUUUGAGCAAGAUCAUCGGGUCAGUGUUGUCGACACCAUUGCGUUAUAUUCAUUAUUAGCUAGGUUUUCAUCGUCUAAUACUUUAAUUUGCGUCCAUACGUACUAUAUACAUUUCUUUCGCGCCACGAACUUGGCUUAAUUGCUUUUGCGUAAUCUUUAUUUGUUUUAGACAUUGCCUACUGAUGAUAUUAUGGACAGAAUUGGCAUUUAAUUAAGCUGGAGGCGUUAUAAAAGAAGUCAGAAAAACGUUUUUUAACUUUGACCUUCCGCAAUCUUGCUCUCCCCGCGACAACGAUCGUUGUGAGCCGUUUUAGUCCUCCAGUUAGUCGUAAACGCACGCCUUCUUUGGCUCGUCACGCAAUUAAAGGGUUGCGUGACAAGCCACUAGGACGGCGGGUAGGAGGCUGGUCACCAGGUAGCCACUAGCCGAUCGUUACUAGCGAUCAAUUGGGCACAAUAGUAUAUUUUUGUCCCAGGAUCUCACUUAUUAAGGUAUUUUGUUCCUUGUAGAUCAAAUGAAAGCAAAGAUUACCCACUGAUUUUGGGAGAUGACAUUUUAGAUAUUUAUUGCAACAUGACCACUACGGAAACUGACGCAUGUGGAGUUGGUGGAUGGACUCUGGCUAUGAAGAUUGAUGGAAAGAAGGUAUACGUUGUUCCAACAUUGCCCAUAAUAACAGUGCAUAAUAACGAUGCAAUCUGAACGGAGGACUCGAGUAUUUUACUUAGACCACUGUAGUACACGGUAUAUCUAGGUCCGUAGCAGUAAUUAUCCGUCGGUCUUGUCUUGUUGAGACUAGGAAAGGCCGAUAUAGGAAUGAACACAGUUUCGCAGAUGAAGAUCGAAGGCCGGGUGCCCAUGUGUUAAGUGGUAUAGCAAGGAUGUUUUACGCCUUUUUUUUCCAGGAAUCUUUUUAGUUUGCGCAGAAAACAUAAGCGCCGAUGAUAAGCGCCGUCAGAGCCUUUUGUCUUCAUCUCGUGAAAAAAGUGCGGGGGAAUCUCAUUAAGAUAACAUCAAGUGUUAUUUUUUUGGUUGUUAAACCGGUUUGACAGGUUUUAGGUUUGCUAUAUAUGGUCAUAAUUGAUUUUAAACUGGUUUGGAAGGUUUCUUUACUUUCCUAGUUACUUUUGAGCAAUGAUUAACCUGUAGGGAUCAUGUUCUUAUUUGGUUACGAUGAUGUCACUGUUUCUUUUACAUAAUGUGCGUCAUAUCCUUCUUUGGUUAUGACGUAUUUUGAUUGUUAGACUAUAUACUAGGGAUACCUUCCGGCAAGUGCCAACGAGGCGAAUUCGUUUAUCUUUUGCGGAAUGUGCCUAUUCAGAUCUUCGCGAUAUCUUUUUUCAUAAUUAUAAAGGUUUAAUAUGGAUUCCGUUAUAGAAAAGGAUGGCACCCAACUUCAAAACAACAACUUUGGCACAUUCUAGGCUUUUAAACAAUAACAACAUGGCUUGAAGCUUUGUUGGUAAAUAUGAGCAAGUUAGCACUUAUGUUUCAUGGAAAAUUCCAUUGUAUCAAAGCUAUAAACGUUAGAAAGAAAAAUAUAGUUCAAAUGAGGCCUUUGACUGGUGAAAUUAAAAAUAAUAAUUAAAUUCCGAGCACCAGCAUCAUCAGGGAUAAGAAAAGUGUUUCGCGUGGUAAUAUACAUAAAAAAAAAUUGGUGUAAAGUAAAAUGUGUGAAAAGCGCAAGAAUGGGGCGGAAUGUGUCAGAGGUAUAAAAAUAUAAAUUUGAAUAAAAUACAAAGAUCUGAUGAGCGAGUGUCACAGGACAAAGAGUCUCUUGAAAGGCAUAAUGAUAGUCUUCAAAACAAAAGGUCCGCAAAUUCGUUGCAUUCCUCACGGGAGUUUUGGGCUGUCUCAACGCAAAUCGAGCAGCAAAAAAACAUGCUGGUUGACAAAAUCUCUUGAAAGACAUAAAUAAAUUCUAAAAAAAAGGUCUGCAAAUACGUUGCAUUCCUCACGGAAGCCUGAGGACUGGCUCAAUGUAAAUCGACCUGCGAAGAACAUGCUGACUCUGACAUACGUUUUGAGAAUAUAACCCUAUGCCUUGAUCAACUACCGCGUAAAAUUCAAUUCACAAAGGAAAACAGAACACUGGAAACCCUGGUUCUGAGUCGAGAAGCGAACACGCUACCUCAAUGUAAAUCGAGCUACAAAGAACAAGCUAGUUCUGACAAAAAUUUGAGCGUAAAACCUAUUCCUUGAUCAGCUGCGACUUUAAACACAAUUUAUAAAGCAAACCAGAGCACUAAUUGCCCAGCUUUCAAACUAGGAAUCGUAUUAAAGCUUGCUCACCAGUUAGGUCCUCUUGAACAGACAACGAACAGCUGCAAACUGAAUCACCCAAUCUUGAACCACGAGUUGUAAAUACAAGACCAUGACGUCACUACCCAAAUAUGGGGUCUUACUUACACCCAAAUAUGGUCAAAAAUGCAAAUGUUAGAGGGUUACGCAGAAUUUGAGAGUUUUUGCCUACAUUGCGCGGCGUUAUAAUUCUGCCACCGAGUCAACCUCGCUUCUUAGCUCGGUUGCCUCGUUGGCAAUUAGAAAAAUGUUAAAUGUUUUAUUCAUUUUCAAGAAGGAAUAGGCGGCAACUUCUCUGUCAUUUAGAAAUAUUGCACCGCAACUGAAUUAUGCAAGUUGAUUUUCAUGCCGCUUUCAUUAUCUAUACCAUUGAAGACAACUUUUCUUCCUGGCUCCGGUUCACUGAUUCUUGGCGCGUAAUAUAUAAUGGCACAAUCAAACCUUUGCAGCAGCAAGUCAUUCACGCGGUCAUGGGCUCCUGACAUGGUAUAAAACCGCCAUGCUGGAGACGUACUGGGACAUGACAAAUAAAUUACCAUUUGAAAUUAUGAAUAACUAAUUGAGUCUUUUUGGUUUUUCUUCUGCCAGUGUUUCUCUUGCUCUCCAGCAUGAUGGUUUUGUACCACGUGAAUUACUAGCUAGAGGGGUACAUGUACCUUUUUCAGGCUUCUGGUUAUCGCUAGUUGAGGUAUAUGAAAGGGUAGGGAAUUUGGCUAUUUGGUGUAAAAGGAAACAAAAUGGCUAACAAGUGCAUUUCAUGGCUGUGGAAAAAAAAAGGAGAUAACUUUCUGGUGAUGUAAUGCACUCAUAUUUAAAAGAAGGUGCGUUUACAGCAUUCAAAAGGAAUGUAAGGAACUAGGCAUAUGAAAGGGGUGCCAUUUGUCAAUAGAAGGUAUACGAAAGGCACCUGGCCUGUCAAAAAUGGUUUGUAAAAAGGUAAGAGGUUGAACGUCAAAGCGGAGCCUACCCCUGGGGCUUUUAAGGUCGCGGGGGGCACCUAAUGCUCAUUGUUAUGCAUUUAUUUAACGAGAAUGCACGACGUACAACGACUGACAUCGACAAGUUUACGAGAUAAUAAUGACUGGGAUAAAAUAUGGGCACUUGAUUUAAGGCGUUCACGUGUGCACGUGUGACAUAGAAAAUCCACUUUUGUCAUAACACACUGGAUGGUUGGAUCAAUCCUUUAUUUAUUAAAUUAAAGUGUGCUGCCUUCUGUUCGAUCCACAAACUUGGAUACGUAAAUAUACCCGGAUUUUUGAAAACCGGGUUAGCAAAAAUAUCCACUAAUUCUACUAGUUGGCAAUUUAAAACAAGAAAACUCGUUCAAAGGCCGAUUAAAAGCGUUUAUAUGACGCCGGGCAGUAAGUUAAUGGUCCCCAGAAGCAUUCCAACGAGUCCAAAUUUAAAAUGACGCAAAUUUUAGAACAUUUAUUCAGUAAUGUGACUUCGCGAAGUUUCAAACCGGUGUCAUUUCAGUCUAGAAAAUUUUAAGUUGAGUGAACUGUAGCGAAAGAGUGCCUAGUUAAGGCUUACAUAACAACUUAAAUAGUUAGCAAAACACUACUUUUUGGGCGGUCCGAUAAACAACAGGAUUCCGCAUGGAAUAGACUACAAACUGAAUGAAACACAGUGCACAAAUUAUCACCUUCUUAUCUGCCAAAAUCGGCUUAUGGUUCAAUGCCAAUAGAGCCCACUGAAACUAGACCUAGAUCCAAUUUUCGCAAGUCGAGAGUUGCUUUUACAGGGUACAAUCAGCUAAGCGAAACACCCACGAAACAGUAUUAAUGGCUGGCACAGAAUAUUUUGGCCAAACCGCAGUUCAACCACGCGAUCACAUACCUGUCAACACCAUGCGGAAAUCACACAAUCACACACUUUCGCGGUACUGAUAAGACUAUCCACAACCACGCAUAAUCUUCUCACGUUCAACAUAAGCGAAAUAUCAUCGAAUAACUCGGAAAAACUCAGCCUACUGGCAAAUAAACACCUCUGAACUUUUCUCUAACACUUGUCUUAUUCAAGUUCCCGGAUGCAGAAUCACACGGUCGGCGGAUCACCUUAGCCUUGUUUUCACACCAGGCCUGGGUCAAAGUUCACCGGCAAUUUUGCUCUCAGCUAAUUCAUUUGACUCCUAAGAGCCUGUUCCCGAGGACAAAGACUUAGUGGUCCCCUUAGAAAAGCGAACAAUAUCGUACCUUUCUGUCUCAGCCCGGAUCAGGGUGAUUGAUCCGUUUAGCCAAAUGAAACUAGAAUAUAAUACGAUAUUGGACGAUGCAGAUUCUGCGAAUCGUAAUAACUUUGUCCCAUCUCAGAGCUUUACAUGAUGCUCUCCGGGAAACUUUCCUCAAGGUGACCAAUGUAUAAAACAAAACUGGUAAACGGCACCGAAACCCAGCUUGAGGCGCACGCUGAUUUCAAUUAACUGUCACUUGUGUUAAAGAAAGAAUUCUGGGUAGGGAAAAAAGAUCAGGAGGGAAGGGAGGGGGGGGUAAGAUAGUAAUUCUGUCUACAUGCACUUCUACACAAAUCCCUAACCAAAAAAACAAGCAAAUAACAAAAAAAAAAAAAACGACAUAAGCAAGCAACACAGUAAACAUAUGUCAAACUAUUAGACAGGCGAAGUUGAGAAAAAUUUACAAAAUGUUUGCUAACCCGAUGCAAAUUUAUAUCUUUUGCUAGUUGUGCACGUGCAUAUGAAACUUGAAAUCAAUGCCAGUGAAUAAUGAGGACGCUCACUUGUAAACACAAAAUUGGGGGAAAAAAUUGGUUAUAUUUGAGGCUCUAUUUAAAAGCCUUUCCUGUUUUCAAUGUUCUUGAAACUUGCAGGGAAUAUUUUUUGACAAUUGAUCUCCAGAUUGUCGAAUUUAUAAAAAAAUGUAUCGAGCGGUUUUUUGAAAAAUGCAAAAUUUGUAGACAUGGACCAAAUUACGUCCAAAAACUAUAACAAAAGCAGCUGAAUGCAAGUCAAUAAAAUUCUUCUUACUCGCGAUCACUCAGAGCAAUUUCCCUCUUUUUUUGUAUGCAGUUUUCAAUGGAAUCAAACCACUAUGGGUUGAAGCCGCGUUUCCAAAGCUUAUCAGUUUCUUAAAAUAUUAGCGAAUUGUAUGGAUAGCAUGCUAUUUCACUGUUUUUAUGAUUGUUAAAACUGCAUGUCAAAAUAUUUCGAAAACGCUCCCAUAGAAUUUGUUGAAACUUUGCCAUCAUGGAGGCAAUUAUGGCAGGUACAUACUCCCUUAAGCGAUUUCUUCAAAAAACUCCUGGUACAGAGAAACGCAAAGAUAAGUAAAAAGCGUAAUGGCGUCAUUACGUUGCCAUGGCGACUCCGAUUGCAAUAAAACCCAGAUCAUAAGAAAUUUUCAUCAUUAUAUAAUACAGUUGUGGUAACCCUUUUCCCAUGUCUUUAAUCAUGCGAACGUAGUUAAAGCUCAAACGUGGGAGGUAUCCCCCCCAAAAAAAUCCAGUCGAGCCACCUUAAAAGAAACGUUAAAGAAUUUGAAGUUUUCCACAUGACGUCAUCAAAAUUCAAACUAAACUUUUUAGUUUUCACUUUCAUGAAGUAUUAGGGCAGCUAAAAACUUGUAUUUUUACAAACUCUUUCUUUAGAAGGGUUCUUCUUUGAGUGAUAGGUUACGCUUGAAUUUUUAAGCCUUUAUGUGAUGACGCGGCAUUUACAUGACAGUCAAGGGAGCUUUCAUGUAGGUGAAAAAUUGACUUUUUUGGGGGGAUUUUGCUAUCUGAACAGUCCUUGUAUUAGAAAAAGUAUAACUUUAAUGUUUAUGAGUUCCAACGAGAGAUGAGUUCCUUUUUUCGUAACAAAACUUAGGAACCGAUGUUUCUAUUUGCAUCCGGCCGCCAUGUUGGUGCCUCUCAGAUGGACACCGACAUUUCUCCUAAUAUCUCGAAGAUGAAAAAUUGCACCGAUCUGAAUCUUGGCGAUAGUCCUUGCACAUCUAACUCCUUUUAUUUCCCAAAUUCUGGACUUAUUUUUGAUGGCGUGCCAGCUAAAACUGGCAAUUCAUAAAAAGGAUGAAGUACAAAGUGACCAAUUGGCAAUUGGAGCAUAACUAAAUAUUUAAGGUCUUUAAGGAAAAUUUCCUUUCAUCUAUUUUGCAAAACAAAGGUUAGGAUUUAAUCCAAAUGAAGCAUAGGAAAAAUUACCAAAAAGAUUUUCAUACAAAUUAUUUAGGGUCACGGGGGUUAAGCAAGCUAAGGGUUAAGGAUAAUUAUAUCACAGUUUUCAAUUAUAUUAAUUGGAUAGUAGAGGAAUGCGGUAUUUGUUUUUUAUUACUAAUUAUAAUUCAAAACACUUGCUGAGGCUUAUUUUGAUUUCAUUCUGAAAAAACGAGAACACCGCUGUCGUUUGUAAUUGAAACCUACGACCUUUUCUCUUUUAAAAAAUUACAAUUGUUCUAUUUCUUCCAUUUUUUUGUAUUACAGAAUACAUUUCACUACGAUAACGCCUUUUGGAGCAACAAGGAAACCUUUAACCUUUUUGGAGGGAAGACUGGGUUUGACGACCAUGAAACGAAGCUUCCCACCUACUGGAACACAUCCUUCUCCAAGAUCUGCCUCGGUAUGAAGAUCAACAACCAGAUCAAUUUUAUUGAAAUCACUGAGAGCGCCAGUUCCCUGUAUUCACUGAUCGCUGAUGGGCAAUACCGCAGGACCUCACUGGGUCGUGACAAGUGGAAGUCACUGAUUGGUUCUGAGGCCUCCUUGCAGAUCAACUGUAACAAGGAAGGGUUCAAUGCUGUUGGUGUUGAUCGUCAACUAUCUAAAGCAAGAAUCGGUAUACUUGGUAACAAUGAAGACCACUGCCGUAAUUGUGACUCCAGAAUUGGGUUUGGUACUGGAGGAAAACAUGAUAACGACAACACAUGUGGAAACGAAGCUUCCGCCAUGGGUGAAAAUGGUAACAAGCACAUGGGCUACAUCUUGGUGCAGUGA
Messenger RNA from Porites lobata, 31514 nucleotides. The record is from the annotation of a GenBank genome assembly. NCBI's taxonomy places the organism in Eukaryota, Metazoa, Cnidaria, Anthozoa, Scleractinia, Poritidae.